AGCUAACGAAAAUGAAAAUAGGCAUAUGGUAGGAUCGGUACAACUUCUAGUAGAUCUACGUACUACAGAAUGUCCUGGUAUUCCACAUCGUCUGACCAGGACAACACCUUAUCGUCCGUUCUGUCUCAAAUCAUCCCACCAAGUAUGGCUCUGACAAAGCAGCAUUUCGCUUUUGCCGGAAUCGCAGCCGUUGCUGUCGUCCUACUUCUGGAGCGACUCUUUGCCCAGAAGUUCCUGCGAAAAGACAACUAUCCAUCGACAACGAGAUUCAUCGCUUUAGAGGUCGCGACAUUGAGACCCUUUCGUCUGAUCUCUUUCGCGAUGCACUAUCGGAACCCCUACCAAGACGUGGACGAGAAUCUAAUGCUUGGCGCAAGUCCCUGGCUCUGGGACGUCUUACCAGGAAUAACACCUGGCAGCUACAGCUACGUCCAGAAACUGAUCGAAAACCAAAAUUUGGGUGCAGUCGUCAACAUGCAAGCUGAAUGGAGUGGGACGACGUAUGACGAGGUGAAUCGCAUCGACAUGGACGAGGAUGCGAAUAAAACCAGCGAGGACCACUUCAAGCGUCCUCUAGUAGAUCAUCUGUGGUUACCAGUUUUAGACCAUCACGAACCCACAUUUGAGCAGUUGAAAGAGGGAGUGCUGUUCAUUGCAAAACAGGUGGGCGAUGGUGACGGAGAUUAAGGCUGCCCCUAAUCCAUCUUUAUACAUAGACAUCCCUCAAACAUAUGCACCCCAAUACAAGGGAGAUACUGACGCAUAUGCUUGAGGGAUUUCCACAGGGAUGAAUAGGUGAGAGGUCUAAGGAGAUGCAACAUCUUCCGAUCGAGAUGUUGUAACCACAGGAGAUCUUCGGCAACGUCGGAGUGCGGGUGCGAGCAAUUCUUCAUCGAUAUCUAAUCGGAAAAGCAAGCGAGUCUAUGUGCACUGCAAAGCAGGCAAGGGGCGUUCAGGUGCAGUUGUGCUCUCCUAUCUUGCCUACAAAGACCGCAGAUUACUUAGGGCAUUGCUGAAGGGAGACAUGGAUCAAGAUCGCCAAGUUAUUCCUGGUCUGAAGAACUACAAAAUACAAACUGGAGAUCCAGUAGAAAAGUGGCUGCUUCGCAGGAAUCUACAACUGAAUGAAAAAAAGACUGUAAGAACCAAGUUGUGGGCGCAAGCUGGGGUAAGGAGGCUAGUCGAAUGGGCAAUACAACAGGAUUGAUGAUGAUUAUGAACGCACUUGAAGACACGACGCUGUUUGUUUACUUUACAUGCGGAUUACUAGCGUCAUGGGCGUCAUGCACAUGAACAUUAGUCAUCUUCUAAAC
Molecule: messenger RNA, 1313 nt
Organism: Amoebophrya sp. A25
Lineage: Eukaryota; Dinophyceae; Syndiniales; Amoebophryaceae
Source: the annotation of a GenBank genome assembly